This is a messenger RNA of Fragaria vesca subsp. vesca, 894 nucleotides long. Its product is annotated as psbP-like protein 2, chloroplastic-like. The transcript is spliced from 6 exons. The record is from RefSeq and is a predicted model, not a curated record. Gene Ontology annotation, cellular component: photosystem II; photosystem II oxygen evolving complex; extrinsic component of membrane. Bases 1 to 729 code for a protein of 242 amino acids. Gene Ontology annotation, biological process: photosynthesis. Gene Ontology annotation, molecular function: calcium ion binding. Lineage: Eukaryota; Viridiplantae; Streptophyta; Magnoliopsida; Rosales; Rosaceae.
AUGCAAUUCACGUGCAUCGCUCGUGCAAUAGCUCUCCAGCUAGCCCAGUCAACUCCAAGCCCCUCAAACAACAUCAAACUACAAGCUUCAGUCUCCACCAUCCACUUACAAUAUCAGAAAGCCAAAGCCGGUUCUCACUUUGUCAGUUCUCACAUUCAUAUUAUGGCAAUCUCAUCACUCUCAUUGAGCUGGGUUUCUACUACCUUGCCUGACAAUAAGAUUGAGAAUUUUCUCUCAACCAAAUUACUUGAAUGUGAAGGAAUACCUGACAAGUUCCGAGGUUAUGUUGACAAAGAAGAUGGGUAUUCAUAUUAUUACCCCUCUGAUUGGAGGGAUUUUGACUUCAGGGCACAUGACUCUGCAUUCAAGGAUAGAUAUAUGCAACUUCACAAUGUUAGAGUGAGAUUUAUACCUACAGAUAAAACCGAUAUCCAUGAUUUGGGUCCAUUGGAAGAGGCUGUUCCCUAUUUGGUGAGACACAAAUUUGCUGCACCAAACCAAGUUGAAAAGAUAUUCAACAUGCAGGAGAAAACUAUAGAUGGGAAGAACUAUUACACCUUCGAGUACGGACUUACAUCUCCCAACUUUGCUACCACUUCCUUUGCAACCAUAGCCAUUGGAAAUGGGAGAUAUUACACCCUGAUUGUCGGAGCGAAUGAGAGACGGUGGAAAAGAUACCGCAACCAGCUUAAAAUGGUUGCAGACUCUUUCAGGAUUCUUGACAUCUAAGAUGCAAUGUCAUGGAAGGCAACCUUCACUGUUAAAUUUCCAUUUGGUAUAUAUAUAGAGUUCCAAGUUCUUCCCGGAACAGAACAAUGGCUACAACUAGAGAGUAUCUAAGGAAAGCAAGGAGAAGUCACUUUGUAUUUAACUUACUAUAAUCCUGGUGGUUCG